Penicillium manginii is the source of this 2685-nucleotide messenger RNA. RefSeq lists its product as uncharacterized. The record is from RefSeq and is a predicted model, not a curated record. The transcript is spliced from 3 exons. Lineage: Eukaryota; Fungi; Ascomycota; Eurotiomycetes; Eurotiales; Aspergillaceae. The coding region runs from base 1 to 2685 and encodes 894 amino acids.
AUGCCCUCUCUCACCUUAACCGACCCGGAUAUGAUCCUGCCCUACGGCAGCGAACGACAAUCCCAAACACCCUCCCCGCCUUCCCAACUCGUCUACCUGUCCAACCUGAACGCCCGUUACAACUCCGCAGACCCUCAUGCCGUCAGCUCGGGAAGCAGCGCCCGCCCGAAGAAGAAUUUUUCGCGCUCGGCGUGGACACAUGAGGAUUUGAGCACGAGCGCGAGUCGCAGGUUGUCGGAUAUUGGGGAGGAAUUGUCGCCGGCGCGGUCGGUGGGCUUUGAUGAGCAGGAUGAGCAGGGACAGUACCAGGGACAGUACCAGAGCCAAGGUCAGGGCCAAGGUCAGGGCCAGUAUACGGGAUAUACAGGCGCGGAAACACAGGGUCUGACGAGUUGGCCUGGUUUGCCAGACUCGAAUGAGAAUGAGAAUGAGAACGAUAACGCGAGUAGCUCCAGCUCGACGGUUAGUGCGGGGAGCAGGCACGCGAGGGAUGUGUCCAAGUCACACGAGUCAAUCUCGAGUCAGGGAAAUGGUCAGAGCCAAAGUCUGGCCCAGGCUCAGGCUCAGGCUCAGGCUCAUGCGGUUCAGGAACGGGAACCAGAUCUGGUUCAGGGCGCAUCGAAUGAAAUAAAGGGUAUUCCCGAUAAAAAUACCAUCGCCUCGGCUGUGAAGGGCAAGGGUCCUGGCGACGAAUUCUCUUCGGCGAUUUUGAGCAGUGAAGCCGAGAGGAUUUUGGAUAAUGCGAAGAAACGAUUGACGUUAAUGGAAGGGAACCUCAACCGAGCACGUUCAACAGUGCGCGCCACACCCUCGCCCUCGCCCUCGGCGCAAGGAAAUACCUCGCCGAUGGGAAUGCCGGUCGGUGGUUUGUAUCGUUCCAUCUCCAAGACAGACCCGGGCCGGCGAAGUUCGACGCUGCGCCGACAGUCCUACGUCCCGCCGCAAGAUGGUUCGAAUCGGCAUUCACGCGUGCACAGCGAGACGAAUUUCCCGCCGGAAUCGAGUCUGUCGUCAGACACGAAGAAAGUAUCUCGUUCUGUCAGCGCGAUGGGAUCUAGCAGCUCGAGUUUCCACAAUGAUGACCGGUCAUUCCAAUACGCGCCGACGAGAGCGUACCUCACGCACCGCGCAUCUAUAUCUUCUAUUCGGCCGGCACACCUCGAAGCGCUAGCCCAGUCGCACUCAAAUUCAUACGACAAUUCCCCACAGUCCCCGCAGUCUGCGAGGUCAAGACAAUCGGGACACUCGCCUAUGGCCAGCCACUCGCCAGUCUCGAUCUCUCACGAGGGUAGUUCCCAAGACUCACCGCAGGGCUUGGGGAUAUCCGCCGAAGAUGAAUCCAGAUCGACCAAUGGGGGUGAUUUCAGCCCUGUCUACAGCUCAUAUGGACCGCCCAGUCGCGCCCAGUCUCAACUGCAGGUUCGCGAUCUCCAGUACCAAAUGAAGGGCCUCCAUAUCAAGAUCUCCUCCCUGAAAGUCCGGAGCCAGGAGGAUAAUUUGCGCCGGCGCAGUCUGCAAAGUCUGCGUACGCCGAGUCCCCUGACUGCCGCGGAUCCCUGGUAUCAGAAUGGCCUCGAGGUCCGAGAUGGCACGAGUAGUCGUGGCUCCAAUGCGCGCGAGUCUCGUCCUCACAGCCAGAAUCUCACCAAGGAGAACCACUCCCCGCGAGAAACCGACGAGAGUCAUGCGCACCAGUCACAGUCGCAGUCGCAAUCACAAUCACAAUCGCAGUCACAAUCGCAGUCACAAUCGCAGUCCAAACGUGCUAGCUCUACCUGGCAAGACCACCAAUCAGUCUACCACGACAGUAGAACGCAAUCCACAGCACAAAGCAUGUACGAAGACGCCGAAGAGGGCUACUACGACGGCGAUAUAGACCGCGAGGCCCUAGACGAGAUCCUCCGCGAACCCCUCGACUCAGACCUCGAGAGUCAACUCGACUACCCCCAGAACGGAGAGGGCGUACCGCACGAAGAGCGCGAGGACGCGUUCGACUACGAGCAUUUCAUUCUGCACAGUGCGCUGGGCAACUAUUCCCGCCAACUUCGCCGGGCGAGUAGUGCGUCUCGCGAAUCGGCUGAGACGACUCGACCUGCUCAUAGGCCGGUGCAGCAUUCGCGGACUAACAGUAAUAUGUCUGAUUCGACGGUUGCUACGUUUGCCACUGCCACUGAGGGGGAGAUGCCCGAAGAGGAGGAUGAGGUUAACAGCGUGAUGUAUUGGGAUCGUCGAUUUAACCACGAACUCCGCCAUCGCCACGUCGAAGAACCUAUCCCGGAAACAGACCGAUCUGAAACCCCGCGCGGCCCACGAGGCAGUGAAAGAGACGGCGAAACCACCCCCGUCGAAGGCCAAUACCUCGACGCAAAUGGGAAUGGCAGGUCUUCGUCCGCGACGACCGGGUCCGCAACCCCAACUUCUCUCGUCUCCUCGCUUGUGUCUACGGUUCGCGCGGCCUCGGCUUCGAGUCCGCACCCUGGCUCUGCGACGCCGACUCAGUCUGGCGGUGGUAUUAAUGAUGAUGAUACGCAGAUGCUGGAGCAGUUGUUUUCGAGUCUGGGAAAUGUUUGUAUGGAUCUUCAGGCUAUUACGACUUCUCCAGAGCCGGAUCUUAAGUCUGCGAAGAUUUUGAGGAGGCGGUUGGAUGCGGCGAGGAGGGUUUUGGAUGGGGAGCUGGAUACCUGA